Molecule: messenger RNA, 1694 nt
Organism: Grammomys surdaster
Lineage: Eukaryota; Metazoa; Chordata; Mammalia; Rodentia; Muridae
Product: death domain-containing membrane protein NRADD
Exons: 7
Coding region: 413-1393 (326 amino acids)
Biological process (GO): Rho protein signal transduction
Cellular component (GO): plasma membrane; cell surface
Molecular function (GO): death receptor activity; nerve growth factor binding; coreceptor activity
Source: RefSeq, a predicted model, not a curated record
GUGACUAGCUGGGCUCUUGCUAGGUGGAAGGGGCCAAAACUUUUUCUGUCUUCCACCUUUAGUGCUCUGAUCCUGCGGGUACCAGCGUCUGUUUUGGGGUGUGUAUGGGCCUGCAGGGGCUGUUGAAUUGUUUCUUCCCAUUUUGGGCUUGGAGAUGGGUGGGGAGCCCUGAAGAAGUUCCACUCCAGCAGUUCAGGAUGGGUGGGGCAGAUUCCAAGGCCUGUCUGCUGCUACUGGUUUACAGACCCACCCACCAACUAGGAUCCCAGAAGCCCCCAACUCUCAGUGUGGCGACACAAACAUACAUAGUCCAUAAAGGGGCCACCGACACCAGAGGCUUACCUGACUACAGUACCGAACUGCUGAUAGCCCUACCACAGACACACCAUGCCUUCUGAGAUCUGUAUGGUCUAUGAGCUUGGUGAGCCCAUUAAGAGUAUUCCAGAAGGAGAACCCAGAGAAGCAGGCUCCAAGCUCCAUCAGUUCAGUUCUGUGUUUGACUCUCCUUCACCAAAAAACAGCCCAGCAAGCAGUGCCUGGCAGCGCCAUGCUUCAUAAUGUCAGCAAAGGUGUGGUCUAUUCAGCCAACCAAUCUAGUGCCAUGAUAAAGAGGUGGCGCAACCAGGGUGAAAAGAAAGAGAUCAAGAAAGCUUCCAGAGGAGAUCCUGCCAUGUGUUUAGAAGGAGAAGAUACAAUAGCAAGACGUUUGGAUGCUUCUGGAAGAUGGCAAGGAACAUCUGAUACAGCCCUGAAGGGGCAGGAUGGGAACAGGGAAGGAAUGUGGGGAGGAGCUGGGGGAGCCCUAGCCCCCAAUACCUCCUCCCUAUUUCCCCCUGAGCCUCCAGGGGCCUCAAGCAACAUCAUUCCUGUCUACUGUGCUCUCCUAGCUACUGUGGUCCUUGGUCUGCUUGCCUACGUGGCCUUCAAAUGCUGGCGCUCACAUAAGCAAAGGCAACAGUUGGCUAAAGCUCGGACUGUAGAGCUGGGGGACCCUGACAGGGACCAGAGGCAUGGUGACAGCAGUGUCUUCGUGGACUCUCCUCGUGGUCUGGAGCCUUGUAUUCCCAGCCAGGGACCACAUCCAGAUCUUGGCUGCCGACUUUACCUGCAUAUUCCGCAGCAGCAGCAGGAGGAAGUCCAGCGGCUCUUGAUGUUGGGUGAACCUGCCAAGGGCUGGCAAGGGCUGGCAGGCCACCUGGGCUACCAAGCUGAGGCUGUGGAAACCAUGGCCUGUGACCAGGUGCCAGCCUACACCCUGCUAAGGGACUGGGCUGCCCAAGAAGGCAGUAGGGCUACCCUCAGAGUGCUAGAGGAUGCUCUGGCUGCCAUAGGCCGAGAAGAUGUGGUCCGAGUUUUAAGCUCACCACCAGCUGAGGGCUGCUCUGUGGUAUGAGUGACACCUCCCAGUGUUGCCUGCCCUAGCUCUGGGCAUUCUCCUGGCCUCAUGUCCUUCAUGGGCUUCCAACUACUUCUCUGGCUUCAGCCUGCUGUUGUGGCACAACACAGAAGAUCUAGACACUUUAUGUCCCUUCCCCCUCCUCUCCAAGACAGGAAGGGAAGAUAUGGGGGGAUGGGUAAGAGUAGGGCAUGGCUUUGCCCACAGAUCCUCAAUCUGCCUCUUAUGUGCUCCAGCUCAUUUUUUUCUAUUUCAUUUUAAAAUCACAUAUUAAAGGCACCUUUAGACUUUUUUCCUA